Pollicipes pollicipes is the source of this 2429-nucleotide messenger RNA. It is a transcript of the gene ArfGAP3, whose product is annotated as ADP-ribosylation factor GTPase activating protein 3. NCBI's taxonomy places the organism in Eukaryota, Metazoa, Arthropoda, Thecostraca, Pollicipedomorpha, Pollicipedidae. Gene Ontology annotation, molecular function: GTPase activator activity. The record is from RefSeq and is a predicted model, not a curated record. Gene Ontology annotation, biological process: COPI coating of Golgi vesicle.
GGGCCUCGGUGUGCACGUGACGUUCGUCAGAUCAACACAGCUGGACACCAACUGGACCUGGCUUCAGCUUCGCAACAUGCAGCUUGGGGGCAACGCCAAUGCUCGGAAGUUUUUCCAGCAGCACAACUGCACGACAACUGACGCCCAGCAAAAGUACCACUCACGCGCCGCUCAGCUCUACCGCGACAAGCUGCACGGCCUGGCCGUCCAGGCCAUGAAGCUAUAUGGCACACAGGUGCACAUCGACACCGGACACCACGAGAGCGCCGAGAAGGCCGCACCAGAGGUCGACUUCUUCGACGAGCAUUCGGCUGCGCCGUUCGACAUCCCGCAGCCGCCUGACAACGAGUACUCGGCCGAGGCGCAGCUCUCAGUGCACGAGCCGGAGCCGGAGCAGGCGGCGCCGACCAAUGGCGCCGUGCAAGUGCCUGGCGCCGGCCCCAACGUGGAGCUGGCGCUCAGCUCUAGUCCGUCGCAGCACCAGCAGAUGCCACGCAAGUCCACCAUUGGCCAGCGACGGCCGGCCGGUGGCAAGCUGGGCGCUAGGAAGCUGGGCGGAGGCCUGGGCGCUCAGAAGGUGAAGAAGGACUUCUCAGAGAUUGAGCGGCAGGCGGAGCAGGUCGAUCUGAUGAAGGUCCAGGCGGCGGAAGCCAAGAAGGAGCAGGAGCAGCAGUCGGCCGCCGACCGGGAGCGUCAGCUGGCCUCUGUGCGCCUGGCCUACCAGGACCUCAGUCUGGAGCAGAAGAAACAGUCUGAUCGCAUGAAAAACGUGGACCCGAAGAAGGCUGAACAGAUGGAGCGGCUGGGCAUGGGCUUCGGCUCAUCCGGCGGGGUCAGCCACUCGGCGUUCAGCGACAUGGAGACGAUCGAGCAGAACGCGCCCGCCUCUGACCCGUUCAGCCGGCGCGGCGCCGAUGCCUUCUCGCGCAAGCCUCGCGACGAGCUGGACGAAUUCGAGGUUGUCGGGUUCACAUCUUCCAAGAACAAGCCGCAGGAGGAGGAGGACGACGACUUUUUCGGCGGCUUCUCGGCCGGCUCCGGCCUGUCGGGCCUGAGCGGCGCCUGGGGCAAGUCUGGCGGCGGCGGCAGCAGCUGGGACCGACCGACGGUGGAGCCGGCGCGCCGGCCAGCGCCCGUCGUCGCCGACACCAGCAGGGGCUCGUGCGGCGACGACGCCCAGAAGAAGUUCGGCAACGCCAAGGCCAUCUCCUCGGCCGCCUACUUCGGCGACGAGCGGCCGUCGUUCGAGGCGCAGCAGAACAUCAACCGGUUUCAGGGCGCGCGCGGCAUCUCAUCGGCCGACUACUUCGGCGAGGCUCAGCCGGCGGCGCGCGGCGGCGGCGGACCCAUGAUGCAGGCCCCCGACUUGGAGGACGUGAAGGAGAGCGUGCGACAGGGUGUCACCAAGGUAGCCGGCAAGCUGGGCACGCUGGCCAACGGUGUCAUGUCGUCAUUGCAGGACCGCUACGGCUACUGAGAACGGACCAGUGGACCGAGCCUUGUCCGUGGCGUUAGGCUAGAACACAAGUGCGACGCUGCCAGAGAUGCGGCGGAGGCCGCCCGGCAUCGCGUUUGUAUCGGCACCCACCUCGAGUUAGUUUAGACACGGCGAGGUGCCGUGCUUCUGCCGGACGGCGACAGAUAUGGCGUGGCGGCGUGCCGAGAGGGCUUGCCGCCUGCGCCGGCCGGUGCGCGCUGCAGUGGUCCGCCAGCCGGGCACCAGCGAGGCUGCGGCGGGCGGCAGCGCCUCCCGACCGGACCGCCUCCUGUGGCUUGCGCUAGGAGUUGCGCGCCAGUGAGGCAGGCGCCUGGCCACGUGCUCUCCCGCCUCGGGCCGACACGUGGACGCACGUGGCGUGGACGGACGCUCGUGCGUGUCUCCUGAUGGCCCCCAGAGGGUCGGGAAGGGUGGGUUGGUCGUGGGCGCGCCCUUGAACCGGUGGUGCCAUCUAUCGGCUGGCCUCGCUUCCACUUCUGGGGGCUAGUUGCCGCCUGUGUGUGUGUGUGUGUGUGUGUGUGUGUCUGACUGCUGUUGUGUUUUGGGGAUCAAACGGACAGGCUAUGAUUCAUGGCCAUGAUGAGGAAGUCCACCGCGUUAUGGGAUCAUGCAUUGAUUGGCGAUGGCACGGCCGUUUGGUAUUGUCUCUUCAGUUGGUUUGCAUGUAUGAUUCUCCCUUGCGGCUGCGUAUAUAUUGUCUGAACUUGUUUUAAUCACGUGAGUCGUUUGACGUUUGCAAAUAGCGAGCCUCCCUUCAAUUUCCUUAGCCACGCUUUGCUUUUACGGAGAAGUAGUGUAAGUGGUGGGGGGUUAUGUCGGUCGGUGAUCAUAUCGGGGAAAGCUUGAUGCAAUGUAGUGCUAAAAUGCUGUAAUCCUGUGUUCUCUGUUGGAAAUUGCAUAAUGUUGGGAUUAAAAAUAAAUUAUGAUCUUA